Molecule: messenger RNA, 339 nt
Organism: Fusarium vanettenii 77-13-4
Lineage: Eukaryota; Fungi; Ascomycota; Sordariomycetes; Hypocreales; Nectriaceae
Exons: 2
Coding region: 1-339 (112 amino acids)
Cellular component (GO): membrane
Source: RefSeq, a predicted model, not a curated record
AUGUCGAAAAGAGUGACAAGCUCGACAAACCCGCAAGUCUCUCUCCCCCUUUCCGCUAAUCUUCCCUCUAACACACGCCAGAAGAAGCAGCUCAUCCUCCGCGCCAAGGCUGCUACGGAAAACGGCUUCGAGACCAUCGGGUACUUCGCUGCUGGUGUCGCUGCGGCCAACCACGCGGGUGUGCGCGCUCCCGCCCUCAACGCCCUGAGCUUCGGCUACGUCGCCUGCCGCGCGGUGUACAACGUCGCCUACGUCUGGCUUCAGGCGGACCGUCGGCUGUGCUGGGUGCGCAGUGUGGUGUGGACCGUGGGUAUCGGGCUCAUCACGACGUUCAACUGA